This is a messenger RNA of Quercus lobata, 2512 nucleotides long. RefSeq names its product OTU-like cysteine protease family protein (gene OTLD1). The transcript has 10 exons. The record is from RefSeq and is a predicted model, not a curated record. Lineage: Eukaryota; Viridiplantae; Streptophyta; Magnoliopsida; Fagales; Fagaceae. Gene Ontology annotation, biological process: protein deubiquitination. Gene Ontology annotation, molecular function: cysteine-type deubiquitinase activity; K63-linked deubiquitinase activity. The coding region runs from base 526 to 2148 and encodes 540 amino acids.
UCUCUCUCUCUCUCUCUUUAUUUUCUUUCUCUCUUCUCUCUUAAAAUCACUAUUCGGUGCUUUCCUUUCCCUUUUCAAAAACCCUAACAAAGAUUUUUCCCCCAAAUCAUAAAAUCCGUUUCUUCUUCCCAAUUCACACGAAACGUUUCGCGGCUUUUCUUUUGCAGAUCUUUACACCAUCAUCAUCGCUGGUCUUUGUUGUCUUCGAGGUUUUUUCAUCUCUCUCUGUCUCUCUCUCUACCAGCUAGAGCUUGUGUGUGAGGGCUAAUCCUUGUGGUGGAUAAUCCGAGAUCGUUUGGCAUUGGCGAGGAGCACAGCAGGACACUUGGCUGGAAGAAUAAGUUAUUCAGCCGUGGGAUUGGCGUCGCAGCGCCCAAAGCUAGAACGCGUGACAAACCCAUGACUUGGUUCUCAAGUCUCUAAAAGCUUCUGGGGGCUUUUGGGGUGUGUGCUUGCUUGUGUGUGAGAGUGUUCAGGAAGGGUCAGGACAGAUAAAGAAUUUAUACGCGAAUUUGAAUAUAUAAAAUGACUCGGAUUUUGGUUCAGCGAGGUGGUUCUGCUUCGAAUGCUGGUUCUUCUUCAAACCCGAAUAGGAAUUCUAAUGCUUCCUUUCCUGGCUCUUCUUCAGCUCGGCCAGAGUCACAGCCUCAGCCUGCUCCUGCUCCUUUGAAAGAUGAGGAAAUUAGGGAUGAGGUGCAAGAACAAGUUGUGGUGGAGGAGAUCUUGGAGUUUUGUGGUACUAGUGACAAUAAGUCAGCGAAAAGUGAUGAUCUUUCGAUGGAAAGGGAAAGCUUUUGUAAUGAUCAGAAUGAGGGGCUGAGUGAUGAAAGUGCAGAUAGUGAGAAAGCUGGCAGUGAUGAAAGUAUGGGUUUAGGAGAAGAGUUGAUGAAAGGGAUGGGAGGGCUGAGAAUUUCAGAGAGGCUUGCAGUUGAAACGGAGGGUUCAAGUGGUAAUUCUUCUGUGACAGUUUGUGGUAGUUCACAUCCACCCCCUCCGCCUGUCCCACCUCCGAAACCUUCAUUGGGAAACUCGACUUCUAGGAGAUGUGUACCGGGAAAUUCAAAUGCAAUGCGUAUUGGAUCAUCCAGAAGAGCAGUUGCCUGGCCUGUUGUUUCAACAAGGACUUCACCCACUGGGUCACGGCCUAGUUCUCCCAGGUCUCAUGGUGAAAGCGAGGGGUACAAUAGCUCUGAUGAGCAGAAUCCUUGCAAUGUUUCAUCCUAUGAUGAUAACGAAAGAGAACGGCAAUUUGAGAUUGAUAUUAGAAGAGCAAAAGGGUUUGAAGUUAAGAGAAUGCUGGAGGAUGGAAAUUGUCUCUUCCGUGCUGUAGCAGAUCAGGUUUAUGGGGACUCAGAAGCGUAUGAUUUGAUCAGACAAAUGUGCAUCGACUAUAUGGAGCGGGAAAGAGAUCACUUUUCUCAAUUUAUAACAGAAGGUUUUACAUCUUAUUGUAAGCGGAAGAGAAGAGACAAGGUCUAUGGAAACAAUAUGGAGAUCCAAUCCUUAUCUGAAAUGUAUAAUCGGCCAAUCCAUAUUUAUUCCUAUAGCACAGAACCUAUCAACAUCUUUCAUGGAAGCUAUAACACGGACACACCUCCCAUUCGGCUAAGUUAUCAUCAUGGGAAUCAUUACAACUCUCUUGUUGACCCACGUCGUUUGACCAUUGGUGCAGGACUUGGAUUCAGCUGUCUUCGUGGGAGAAAUGUUGAUAAGGAUCAAGUCAAGGCUGCAAUUAAGGCUCAACAGGACCAACAGAUUGAUAAUGCACUUCUAGCUGAGGGUCGAUUUUACUCUGACCUUGAGCUCACCGAGAAGGAAAUUGAACGCAUGGUGAUGGAAGCCUCUCGGGCCGAGUAUCUUGCAGAUGACUCAUACAAGCAGCAACUUGGCUGCAGAGAAUCUUCUACCUCUGGUGCUGAACCAUCAUCUUCUGGAGCUAGCAGUGAGACCAAGGUGGAAUGUGGAAGAGAGCGUGGUGUGCAGAAUUAUGUCCUUAGCAACAGCAUGCAGACAGUUCUGUCAAUGGGGUUCAGUUAUCUGCAGAUGAUUGAGGCCUAUAGCUUAUUUGGGGAGGAUGUUGAUUCUAUGGUCUGUUACUUGUUGGAAACUGGCAGCAGCGGCAGACGCAAAGGAAAGGCAACUGAAUGAGUUUCCAAACCAAGACAUGGGCUGCAUGUGAAUUUGACUUCAACAUGCCGAAAAUCGUAGCAUUGGUUUAAGAAAAACCAUUUCUAUAAACAAAAGGCCUGUGAGCUCUAUUAAUGUCCUCUGAAUUUAGUCAAAUAAAAUGUAUCUACUAGUGUAAUACUUAUAUAGAAGUCUAACUCCUAUAUGCAAUUAAGUCAUUAGUUUGAAUAAGCCCUCUGAAAUUAAAAUGUCAUAGACUAGUAGUGUGGUGAUGGCAACAGUCAGGGCCACCAUGGUCUCUGUGAUAGUAAUGCUGGCCGAUUGAUAGGUACAAUAUGUUAGAUUAGGUUGAUUUAAUGAUUGAUCACCUUGAAGGCUUCGAGUA